AUGGAGGCCAAGCCCUCGGCCCCGCGGCCGCGCUGCCUCGAGCGCCACGUGCAGCCCUGCGUGGCCGAGCUGCUGGGCACUGCCCUCUUCGUCUUCAUCGGCUGCCUGGCCGUGCUGGAGGACGCGGGGGGCACGGGCCGGCUGCAGCCCGCCCUGGCACACGGGCUGGCCCUGGCCGUCACCGUGGCUGUGCUGGGGGACAUCAGCGGAGGCCACCUGAACCCCGCCGUGUCGCUGGCCGUGUGGCUGCUCGGGGGGCUCCACUCCACCAUGCUCAUCCCCUACUGGCUGUGCCAGCUCUGCGGAGGGGUGAUCGGAGCCAGCCUGGCAAAGGCUGUGGCACCCAGCGAGCACUUUGGCAAUGCCAGCGGAGCAGCCUUCGUUGGCAUCACGGCUGGCGAGCAGGUCCCCGCUGUGCUGGGGGCUGAGAUCGUCCUGAGCUCCUUCCUGCUGCUGGUGGUCUGCAUGGGAGCCGUCAACGGCAGGACCAGCACCCCGCUGGCCCCGCUGUGCAUCGGCCUCGCCGUCACCGCCGACAUCCUGGCAGGGGGCGGCGUGUCCGGAGCCUGCAUGAACCCAGCCCGAGCCUUCGGGCCAGCCCUGGUGGCCAACUGCUGGGACUACCACUGGGUGUACUGGCUGGGGCCCAUGCUGGCCGCGCUCCUGGUCGGGGCCCUGCUGAGGCUCCUGAUGGGUGACCAGGCCACCCGCCUGAUCCUGAAGUGACAGCGGGCACAGGGCCCCGUCCCUGGGCAGCGGGUGCAGCCCAGCCCAGCUGCCAUGGAACCCCCUGCCCCUGCUCCUUCCCUUCGUCCUGCCCCCCUGGCAUCUCCCUGGCACCCGUGGGCCAGCCACGCUUCCUGUGCUGCUGGGGGAGGGUGGAAACCUGGCUCUGCCAGCCCUGCCAUGGCACCGGCUCACCGGGAGCACCCUCUGGCAGCACCGGGUCCGUGGUGCCCCCGGCUGCUCUGGCACUGACCCCAGAGCUGUGCCCGGGCACCCCGGGAGCCCUGUGCCCACUGGGUGGGCACCACUGCCCCCACUGACACUGGCCGGGGUGAUGCCAGGCAGCUCCUACCCCAGAGGGUGACAGAAGGGGCCCUGGGGACACCUCCUGUCCCUGCGGGCAGCAGGAGGACACGGGGAGAGGCGCUCAGCUGCCAGGGUGAGCAUCCCUGCCCUGCCAGGGCAGGAGUGCUGCGGGGGGCUGCUGGGCAGAGGGGGCUCUGCCAGAGGCAGGAGAGUCAGCGGGAGGGGAGGAUGGAGCUGUGUGGGCAGGGGGAGAGGAGCCAGCGCAGCAGCUCUGCGUCA
Molecule: messenger RNA, 1311 nt
Organism: Passer domesticus (house sparrow)
Lineage: Eukaryota; Metazoa; Chordata; Aves; Passeriformes; Passeridae
Gene: AQP8
Product: aquaporin 8
Exons: 5
Coding region: 1-726 (241 amino acids)
Biological process (GO): transmembrane transport; water transport
Cellular component (GO): plasma membrane
Molecular function (GO): water channel activity
Source: RefSeq, a predicted model, not a curated record